This is a messenger RNA of Rhodamnia argentea, 1240 nucleotides long. RefSeq lists its product as uncharacterized. Lineage: Eukaryota; Viridiplantae; Streptophyta; Magnoliopsida; Myrtales; Myrtaceae. The transcript is spliced from 4 exons. The record is from RefSeq and is a predicted model, not a curated record. Bases 489 to 1046 code for a protein of 185 amino acids.
AAGCCCCUCUUUCUCUCUCGCUCGCUCUGGACUGGAGUUUUUGGUAAAUGUGCGCAAAAGGUGAGCUCUAAUGGCCGCUUUCGUCUCUUUCUUGGGUUCAAAAGCGUUCCUUUUUUAAUUAUCGAAAGUUGGUUCUUGAUGGGUGUGGUGUUUUCCUCUGUCAUCGAGCUUUACUGGUGAUACUGCUGCUUAGUUUCUUUAAACGAAUGGAGGGAACGGAGUCAUGGUUCUUCUUUGGUGGUGAUGGAAACUGGGAGUUACCGGAUUGGGCCCUGCACUCCAUUCAGAUGUUUAUUUUCAAUGAUUGAAUAAAAAAAAAUGUAGAGCAUGAAUUUUUCUUUUUUCAAUUUUUCUGCAAAAAUUCUUCAGGAUGAUAGUGUGGACUUCGUUUUCAACGAAAAAUCAGAAAACAAAUGACGUUGUUGUGAUCGAAUAGCCCGUCUUUUCCGAGGUGGAUAAGUAUCUGUAGAAGAUUGUAAGUGGGAGCCAUGACUGUGACAGUGGUUUCCUCGUGCAAUCCAUGUUUAGUUUGUCAUCCUGGCCGACAGAAUCAAUGGUAUGCCAAGACAUUCCUCGGUGCUGGACAGAAUAUCCAGGAUCUUAUUUGUUCUACAAGAAACCAAAUCCAACAUGAUUAUCGAGAGAAGAAGUUGACCCGAGUAUUUGCUGUCACGGAAGGUUCUACCGAGUCGAGCAAGUCUGAAGAGACUCUUCCAUCUUGGGCUCGACCAGAAGCAGAUGAGCCUCCUCCAUGGGUUCGGAAUGAAGGAGCACAGAAUGCGUCUCAACAGAGCCUUAAAGUGCCCUUCUUUGUUUACUUAUUAGCCUCUGCAGUGACAGCAAUUGCUGCAAUAGGGUCUAUAUUCGAGUACAUCAACCAGAGGCCUGUUUUUGGAGUUUUGAAUUCGGACAGCAUCUUUUAUGCCCCAUUGCUCGGCUUCUUCGCGUUCACCGGCAUCCCCACCUCGGCAUUUCUAUGGUUUAAAUCAGUUCAAGCUGCAAACAAGGAAGCGGAGGAGCAAGACAGGAGGGAUGGCUUUUUGUAGCGUCAAGUGCCUUGCAUAAAUUUCGGGGCAGAAUGACAAUUUUAUACGGAAUAUGGUUGUGUCUAGAUAGGUCUAAAGGCCGUGUUUCUUCCAGUCAGUUUUGCAGGGUACAGAAUGUUAAAUUGUAACUGAUGAUUUAUGUACAAACUCCAUGCUAUCGUCAUAGAAUUUCAGACAUAUUUGAUGGUAUUGUC